Molecule: messenger RNA, 5208 nt
Organism: Osmia lignaria (orchard mason bee)
Lineage: Eukaryota; Metazoa; Arthropoda; Insecta; Hymenoptera; Megachilidae
Biological process (GO): DNA integration; proteolysis
Molecular function (GO): aspartic-type endopeptidase activity; nucleic acid binding
Source: RefSeq, a predicted model, not a curated record
AUGACUACGUCCUUUUCGGAUCUUCUGCGUGAACAAGAGGAAGUAGCGGGGUGGAUACAAAGAUUCUGGGCUAACGUAUGCAAGUUAGGAAAGGACAAGCUGACGGGAGCGGUUUUAGAGCAGAGACAGGGUUUGCUCAACCGAUACUGGGACACGUUCCUUAGCGGACACCGUAAAUUGAUGAGAUGCAAGGAGGCGAGUUCUAGUUCAUAUGUCAAAGAGGACGCCUUUUCGGUCACAGAAGAAGCUUACCUCGACGCAGCCUCCAUGAUUUCCCAUCACCUGAAAGAGCUGCCGUCCCCUUGCUCCUCGCAUGUUCAACAGUCCACUAUUGCGCCUCCGCCCCACCCGCAACUGCCUAAAAUUGAUUUGCCGAAAUUUUCGGGCGAUCCGUUACAAUGGGAGAGCUUUCGCGACCUUUUUAAAAGUCUAGUCCAUGACGUCAGCCACUUACCUGACGUACAGAAGCUACUCUAUUUGAAGUCUAGUUUGACAGGUGAGGCCGCCGAGGUCAUUCGGAAUACGCCGAUAACGGACUCCGGCUUCAGGGGAGCAUGGGACGAUCUGGAAGCCCGGUACGGUAACAUUCGUCUGUUAUCGUUUUCCCAUCAUCGAGCGCUCCUCUUGUGCCCACCAGCCCUGCAGCAGUCAGCUGGCGAAUUGAAGCGGCUUUUAGACACUUUCCGCCAGGCGAUUAGGGCGUACGUUACACUGAGGAAACCCGUUACUUCAUGGGAUGAGUGGUUUGUAUACUUACUAAGCCAAAAGCUUGACAAAACUACUCACCUUGCUUGGGAGACUUCUUUGGCGGAUAGCCGGGAAAUCCCGCGGUUCCAGCAAUUAUCGCAGUUCUUGGAGAACCGGAUCCAAGCUUUAGGCGCUGCAGGCAUGACGGACCCAUCGCUCCACGCUGUGUCGCCGAGCAGCUCUAAGGAAAUCAAACCUAAAACAAAAGGAGGAGCAUCAGCAAAAGGCGUUAACUCUAACGUCUUAGCCGCAGCAUCAAAGUCGCCCCCGGCCCGGAAAUGUCCGGGGUGUUCGGGCACCCACGGUCUAGGAUUUUGUUAUAAAUUCAAGGCGCUGUCGCCGGCAAAACGCAAGGAGCGCGUCCAACAGCUGAAGGCCUGCCUGAGCUGUUUGAAUGUAGGACACGAAGUGGGUAAGUGUCCGUCUAAACAAGUCUGUUUAGCCUGUAGCAAGCGACACCAUACGUUACUGCACGAGGCGCUGACGGCUCCACCGGCAAGCGCACCAGGCCGUGAAGGCGGACAGCCGGCACGAGAAGACGCUGCCUCGACGUCUGACGACGCAACUCAGCAGGUGACUACCCUCUCUCUAUCGGUUGGCUCAAAAGCCGUGGCCUUACUCGCAACCGCCAAGGUGAGAUUGGAGGCGCCAUCAGGAGAAACCGUAGAGGUCCGAGCCCUUCUGGACACCGGCUCCGAUACCUCUCUCGUCUCAUCGUGGGUCGCUCAGGCGCUACGUCUUCCACGGCGGGCGGUGCGAGUGGCCAUCUCAGGCGUUAAGGACAAUGAGGUUGGACACGCGACCGGAGAGGUAUCACUUGUAGUUCGACCCCGACACACUUCGGACUUCCGAUUACCAGUUCGUGCGUUGGUACUCCGCAAACUAACGUCGUUGCUCCCGAGCAAACGCAUCGUGGCAAAGUCUUGGCCGCAUAUUACUGGUCUCACGCUUGCUGACCCCGAGUACGGAGUUCCGGCUCGGGUAGAUUUACUUUUAGGUGCGGAUGUUUGCGGAACGCUCUUUGGUGACGACUCGCGCAGAGGGCCAGAGGGUACUCCAACAGCGAAACUCACCCCCUUUGGCUGGGUGCUUAUGGGACCAGCCUCCGACGACAAACCCAAGGCGGAGACGGCCGCUCGGGUUCUUCACUGCCACGGCGAGGACUCCACAAGCCAACUCCUCCAGCGGUUCUGGGAGCUGGACGAGAUUCGAGAACGGGCUCCAAUGUCACAAGAAGAGGAAAAGUGUGAGCGUCACUUCCUUGACACCCAUGCUCGAGAUCCAUCGGGACGCUACGUGGUGCGCCUUCCCUUCGAAAAGGACCCGCGGACUGCGCUGAAGUCCAACAGGACGACGGCGUUGAAACUCCUCUUCAAUUGUGAACGACGCCUAUCCUCGGAUGCUACGCUGAAAGAGCAGUAUCGAAAUUUUAUGAUGGAGUACCUGACUUUACAGCACAUGCAGGGUGCACCCGAAGAAGCGGAUAAAGGGCCUGCGUAUUACCUGCCACACCACGCCGUACGCAAGCGUCACGAUCCUUCUGCCAAGUUACGGGUCGUUUUUAAUGCUUCUUUUUGUACAGCCACGGGCCAAUCGCUAAACGACUGCCUCGCCACUGGUCAGAAGCUCCAGGCUGACCUAUGGAUGGUAUUGACCCGCUGGCGACUUUUUCGGGUCGUAUUCACCACGGACAUUGUCAAGAUGUUCAGACAGAUCCGAGUCCAUUCAGAGGAUACUAAGUGGCAAAGCAUCCUUUGGCGCGCCACUCCCGACGAACGAGUGCAGGACUUUCGGCUUACAACGGUGACGUAUGGCACGGCGUGUGCGCCUUUCCUAGCCUUACGGGUACUUGCCCAGCUGGCGAACGACGAAAGCAGCCGGUUUCCCCGAGGAGCUUCGGUGGUGCGUCGACACACUUAUGUCGAUGAUAUCCUCACCGGGGCGGAUGAUGUCAGCGAGACCCUGGCUUUGAAAAGAGAAGUGGUAGCAAUUUUCAAAGCUGGCGGUUUCGAACUAAGCAAAUGGGCAUCUAACAUACCGGAAAUUCAAGAAGCCGACUCUUCUGAUACGCGCCUGUUUCAGGAAUGGUCCGGCAUCAGCACACUAGGCGUGAACUGGAAUCCUAGGGAUGAUGCCUUCUCCCUUCGAGUCGCAGCCGCUGAGCUGGGGAGAGAAUGUACCACCAAGAGGUCCAUCCUUUCGGAAAUCGCAGGCCUCUUCGACCCACUGGGCUGGGCGGCGCCGGUCCUAGUCGUGGCCAAGAUUUUAAUGCAGGACCUCUGGAUCCUUGGAGCGGACUGGGAUCAGCAAUUGCCAGAGAACGUCUGCACUAUGUGGCAGCGCUUCAGAGGCUCCUUGCCGCAAUUGGAUACCCUGAAGAUCCCACGCUGGACAUUUGCCUCAUCAGAGCCGUCCACCCAGAUGGAACUUCACGGUUUUUGUGACGCCUCGCAGCGAGCUUAUGCGGCAGCUGUGUACCUGCGGGUCAAUAACAAUGGGUCGGUAACGACCUCGCUUUUGGUCGCAAAAACUAAGGUGGCCCCGGUAAAGACUAUAACAAUUCCGAAGUUGGAACUGUGUGGAGCCACCUUGUUAUCUAAAUUAUUGAUUCGGGUCAAAGAAGGCAUUAAUAUGUCUGGCCCGACCAUCGCGUGGACGGAUUCAAGUGUAACCUUACACUGGAUCCGCGGCCAUGCAUCUCAAUGGAAACCCUUCGUUGCCCAUCGAGUCUCCGAUAUCCAGCACGAGAUACCGGCGGACAGUUGGCGGCACAUCCGCUCUCCGGACAAUCCAGCGGACUUGGCAACCCGAGGAAUGAGCCCAGCCGAGCUCAUCGACUCCGAUCUGUGGUGGCACGGGCCGAAAUGGUUGACGGAACAGCCUGAAUUCUGGCCGGCGACCUUUCCGGAGUCCAACGAGGGAAUAGAGGCAGAGAGAGGAGGAGCCACGGUACACGUCGUCAAGGAGAAAUUCGGAGAAAAUUUCCUGUGCCGCUUCUCCUCCCUCUCGCACCUUUUAUCUGUUAUUGCCCAGUGUUUCAGGUUUGCCAGUCUAAGCCGAGGGCAGCCUUGCGAGAAGGGUUUUGUUAAAGCAGCGGAGCGCACCCACGCCUUCCUAGCAGUUCUGAGAUUCUCUCAACACACCAGUUUCCUGGAGGAGAUUGAACAACUGCAACGGCACGGCGAGCUACGCAAAGCUUCACCCCUUUCUCCGUGUCGACCUUUCUUAGACGACCAGGGCUUGCUAAGGCUCGGAGGGCGCUUAGAAAACGCGGCUCUGCCGUACAAUGAGAAACAUCCUUACCUUGUGUCGAAGAGAUGUCCGUUGGCCAGGCUUCUGAUACGGGACGCACAUUACCGCACGCUCCAUGGAGGUCCACAGCUUACUCGCAGCCAUCUCAUGAGAAGAGUCUGGAUCGUCCGAGGCCGCUCCCUGGUUCGAUCCGAAAUCGCCGCCUGCGUCACGUGCGCCCGGUUCAGCGGACGUAGAGCUGGACAACUGAUGGGACAACUUCCACAGGAGCGCACUGCAGCACAGAGGGCCUUUUUAACCACCGGCGUGGAUUAUGCGGGCCCGAUUAAGCUACGUACCUCGCCCGGGCGUGGCCACAAAGCCUACAAAGGCUACAUCGCCCUCUUCGUGUGCCUGUCUACCAGGGCAAUACAUUUGGAAGCGGUGUCAGAUCUAACCUCAGCUUCCUUUCUUGCAGCCUUCCGUCGCUUUGUGGGCAGGCGAGGACAUUGCGCCACUCUGUUUAGCGACAAUGGAACGGUAUUCCAGGGAGCAGACAGAGAGCUCCGCACUAUGUUCCGCCAGUCUACUUUAUUCUACCAGGAGGCAGCCGCAUCCCUGGCAUUAGACGGCACCAGCUGGCAGUUCAUUCCCCCUUAUGCGCCGCAUUUUGGUGGCCUGUGGGAGGCAGGGGUAAAAUCCGUAAAGCACCAUCUACGGAGAGUGAUCGGUGAUUCCACACUUACCUUCGAGGAACUGACGACUCUCCUCUGUCAAAUAGAGGCGUGCCUAAACUCGAGGCCACUGUACGCACUAUCAGAGGACCCUUCGGAGCUGGCCGCCUUGACACCGGGUCACUUCUUGAUAGGGGAACCAACCACCGUCCCCCCAGAGCCAGAAGAACCAUGCACUGCACUUCACACACGCUGGCGGUUAAUCUCACAAAUGCGAGCACAAUUCUGGAAAAGAUGGAGACGCGAAUACUUACAGCAUCUCCAACAGUUUCCGAAGUGGCGUCGUUACCGGGAGAAUUUGGAAAUCGGCAGCCUGGCGCUUAUCCGGGACGACUUACAGCCACCAGCAAAGUGGUUGAUGGGACGCGUCACCGAACGACACCCAGGACCUGAUGGAUGCGUUAGAGUGGUAACUCUACGCACUGAAAAGGGCACUGUUAAGAGGCCAAUCGUCAAGCUGUGCCCCUUACCAGUAUCGCCAACCGAUGCCUCUUAG